GCUGCUUGGAGAUAUUGCCCUGGUGUAUCGCGUCUAACAAAAAGUUUUGAGCACGAGACUCAAGGCCACUCUAACUCGACAUUUGCACGACCUGUCAACGAUCUUUUUGCUGCAUUCUGGAGUCUUUUGGUCUACUAGCAAAAUCAAAGACCCCAAGAGAUCUAGGGAAGAACUUUCGCUUUCGCAAACAUGUCCUUCGGCGGACAAACCCCGACGAUUAUCGUUCUCAAAGAGGGAACCGAUCAAUCGCAGGGUCGUGGGCAAAUCGUCUCCAACAUCAACGCAUGUUUAGCGGUACAAAACACCAUCAAAAGCACAUUAGGACCUUACGGCGGUGACCUGCUUCUCGUAGACGAGAAUGGCAAGCAGACGAUUACCAACGAUGGUGCGACGGUGAUGAAAUUGCUGGACAUUGUUCACCCGGCUGCUCGCAUCCUUGCAGAUAUCUCUCGAUCACAAGACGCUGAAGUGGGAGACGGGACUACCUCCGUCGUCGUUCUAGCUGGUGAAAUCCUCAAGGAAAUCAAAGAGUCGGUUGAGCAGGGAGUGAGCAGUCAGGUCAUCAUCAAGGGGCUUCGACGGGCGAGCGCAAUGGCUGUGGCGAAGAUUCGUGAGAUCGCUGUGGAGACAAAUACGACCAACCAACGGGAGACGUUGAGGAAACUUGCGGCGACGGCGAUGAGCAGCAAGCUGAUUCACCGCAAUUCCGAUUUCUUCACCAAGAUGGUCGUUGACGCAAUUCUUUCCCUGGAUCAGUCAGAUCUCAACGAACGACUCAUUGGUAUCAAGAAGAUUACUGGUGGAUCUCUCGAGGAAUCGCUUUUCAUCAACGGCGUUGCGUUCAAGAAGACUUUCGCAUACGCUGGUUUCGAACAGCAGCCCAAACAAUUCACGGAUCCCAAGAUUGUGUGCCUGAACGUCGAGCUGGAAUUGAAGAGCGAAAAGGACAAUGCUGAAGUGCGCGUCGAGCAGGUCUCGGAAUAUCAGGCCAUUGUGGAUGCUGAAUGGCAGAUCAUCUACGAUAAAAUGGAGGCUCUAUACCAGACCGGCGCAAAGGUUGUUCUCUCCAAACUACCAAUUGGUGACCUCGCCACGCAAUUCUUCGCCGACCGCGAUAUUUUCUGCGCUGGUCGCGUCGCUUCGGACGAUCUCGAACGCGUAUGCCAGGCGACUGGUGCCAGCACACAGUCCACUUGUACGGAUCUCCAAGAGCAACAUCUCGGCACAUGCGCACGCUUCGAGGAGCGACAGAUUGGUGGCGAGCGCUUCAACCUCUUUUCAGGGUGCCCGAAGGCCAAGACCUGUACCUUGAUCCUCCGAGGAGGCGCAGAGCAAUUCAUCGCAGAGGUGGAGCGCAGUCUACACGAUGCACUGAUGAUUGUCAAGCGCGCCAUUACCAACACCAGCAUUGUUGCUGGAGGAGGUGCUUGCGAGAUGGCGCUUUCCGCCCACUUACACUCUUUUGCGGACGAGAAAGUGCCACACAAGCAGCAAGCCAUCAUCAAAGCUUUCGCUAAAGCGCUUGAAGUUAUUCCUCGCCAGCUCUGCGAUAACGCGGGUUUCGACGCCACGGACAUUUUGAACCGUCUCCGCGUCGAGCACCGUCGUGCUGGACGACAACAAGCAUCCCAGCAACAAUCGCAACAGCCGUCACAUCAAAGCCCAGUGGUUUGGGCCGGUGUUGACUUCGACAACGAAGGCAUCCGCGACAAUUUGGCUGCAUUCGUAUGGGAGCCUGCGCUUGUCAAAAUCAACGCAAUUCAGGCUGCUGUCGAGGCUUGUUGUUUGAUUCUCAGCGUCGACGAGACGAUCACCAACCAGUCGAGUCAACAGCCUCAAGCGCCUACAAGGGGUCUACCUCCAGGUGCUGCGCAAAGGGCGGUGCGUGGAAUGGGAGGAGCGGGACGAGGACGAGGAUUGCCGCGGAGGUGAUCGUACAGUCUCGUUGGCAAGCGAUGCAUCGGAUUCAAGGACAGGCUCUCGAGGUGGAGGAAUGGGCCACUGCUGUUCAUUGGAUUGAAUCGACGAAGAGAUGAAUAACGCUGUGCCUGAAAUGAAAUUUAGACGAAUCAACCCCAUUUUGUUUCGUUGUUCGAAAUGCUUUCUCCACAUCGUCGAAUCGGAGGAUCUCAUGUCGGAGCAUUUAUUCUUCAAGUGACGCUUCUUGCCGUUGGGACCUGAGGCCAAGAGUAAACAUUGUAAAGGUGACGGGCGUCUAUUUCGCGAACCCUGGAAGUGGUUGCGACGCACUUAAUGAGACGUUUAUCUUAUACCUGAAUUCUGCUAUCCAGUCUCGC
Messenger RNA from Dissoconium aciculare CBS 342.82, 2297 nucleotides. RefSeq lists its product as uncharacterized. The coding region runs from base 190 to 1932 and encodes 580 amino acids. Gene Ontology annotation, cellular component: chaperonin-containing T-complex. The record is from RefSeq and is a predicted model, not a curated record. Gene Ontology annotation, biological process: protein folding. The transcript is spliced from 3 exons. Lineage: Eukaryota; Fungi; Ascomycota; Dothideomycetes; Mycosphaerellales; Dissoconiaceae. Gene Ontology annotation, molecular function: ATP hydrolysis activity; ATP binding; ATP-dependent protein folding chaperone.